Molecule: messenger RNA, 2565 nt
Organism: Verticillium alfalfae VaMs.102
Lineage: Eukaryota; Fungi; Ascomycota; Sordariomycetes; Glomerellales; Plectosphaerellaceae
Product: guanylate kinase
Exons: 4
Coding region: 1-2565 (854 amino acids)
Biological process (GO): mRNA export from nucleus; regulation of DNA-templated transcription elongation
Cellular component (GO): THO complex part of transcription export complex
Source: RefSeq, a predicted model, not a curated record
AUGCCAGGAACAAUCGUCAGCGAUGGGCGUGUUUCCACAGUAGCCGAUGUUUCGGCUGUCCUGAGCGAUCUUCUCGACCGUGCAAGAGGAACGAAACCUCCCACGAUCGAGCCAGCGCUCCAAAAGUCCGACCUCGGAAACGACAUUGAUAGGAUAACCGCCAUCUUUGCCGAUGGCCGUGGUGCUGAGGCUACUGAGAGCGCGGCGCAACAGAGUCAAGACAAAAUCAGACAGUUUGCCGUCAUCGAAACCGCUGUUCGCGAUCUCUUCAAAACCCUGGUCUUCAACACAAAGAUCGAAUCCCCGGAGUUUGUGCAACUUUGGAACCUCUUCGACAUCGUUUCUAUACUAUCCGAUAACGGAUCGUGCGACCCCGCGCUGCUCUUCUGGAUGGUCGAAGAGCUUCUCGACAGUCAAACGAUCGCCGGCUGCCGCAAGAUCUUCGAUUUCCUCGAGUCCAGACGCGAAAGGAUUACCUCGAGCCAUUUUAAGCAGAAGCAACUGGUAAUCCUGCGAACUUGCAAUGAGCUACUGCGCCGUCUUUCUCGCGCCGAAGACACGGCUUUCUGUGGUCGAGUCUUUAUCUUCAUGUUCCAGAGCUUCCCCUUGGGAGACCGAAGCUCCGUCAAUUUGCGCGGCGAAUACCACGUGGAAAAUGUAACAGCAUACGAUCAAUCAGCGGCACCAAUGGACCCCGACGCGGACAAGAUGGAAGUGGAGAAAGAUGCGGCUGCUGGACCCGACGCGAACAAGCAAAGCUCUCAAGACGGCGCUGUGAACGCUGAUGCUCUGUAUCCAGUCUUUUGGUCGCUUCAGGAAAGUUUCAGUCAGCCCAAGAAGCUGUUUGACAUGACGAACCUAGAGGGAUUCAAGCAAGGCCUAGAAGCGACGGUCAAGGCGUUCAAAGUGGUCCAGAAAGAGCAGGGCAGCAGACCACCCAAAGCUGCCGACAGCGCUGUAGGCGGUACUAAGCGGAAGCGCAAUCAUGACGACCAAGGAGAUCAGUCGAAUGCAUUCAACCCGAAAUACCUCACCAGCCAAGACCUUUUCGAGCUCGAAAUCAGCGACCUAUCGUUUCGAAGAAAUAUUCUGGUCCAGGCCUAUAUCAUACUCGAGUUUCUACUCUCACUCUCAGCCAAGGCGAAAGAGAAGCUCGCAACGAUCAAAACGCAAAACAAGUCUGUCAUGUACAUGGAUCAGACUUUGAGCGAAGAAGAUGCGAAAUGGGCGAGUGACAUGAAAGAGGCCGUGGAGGACGGCCUGAAACAGGGCAGCGACGGACCUCAUUACCAUCGUAUGGUGGAGACAGUGCUGGUUAGGGACCGCAACUGGAUACGAUGGAAGAUGGAAGGCUGCCCUCCGAUCGAGCUGCCCCCCCUCUCGCCGGAGACAUGGUCGAAGGCCCAGGAUGAGCUCUACUCCAUCACAAGGAACAAGCGCAUGAAGCCGCCCAUGGGCUCGCUGCCUCUGGACUUUAUGCAGGACGAGGACGACGAGAAGGCUCUUGACAAGCUCAGGGCACCCGAUCGAUACGAACUUCCUGAGCUUGGGAGUUUCAGGAGGAAGAUUGCGGAUGACGACUUUGAGAUUGAGAUGCCGACGAACGACGAGACGAAAGCAGCAGCGAUCGAGUCCAAAGCGAGCAAGAGCUGGCGUGCCUUGCGCAUAGCGGCAAGGUCGAGACUGGGUCUAUUUGACAAAAUCAGCGACCCAGAAAAAAUAGACGCCAUUUUUGGCGAAAUCGAAGACCCUGAUGCGGUCCCUGAACCCGAAGCAGCGCCGGAACAAAAGGCCGUUCUCCCCACCGACCAGCGACCCGUUGUCAUCUCAGGCCCUCCCGGCGUGGGCAAGUCGACGACUACUGACGUUCUACUCAGCCGUCAACCGGGCGCAUUCGCAAAGGUCGUUCGCCACACAACGCGCAAACCCCAAGACGGCGAGGUCGCGGGGCGGGAUUUCCUUUUCGUAGACAAGCAGACCUUUGACAUGCAGCGCGACGGCGACGCGUUGAUAGAGUACACCACGAUCGACGGAGACGACUACGGCACCAGUCGCAAGACAAUUGAUGGGAUCGUCGCAAGCGGCAAGGUGCCGAUCCUGCACAUGGACCAGGAGGCCAGGAGUUUCGGUUUCGAGGCUCGCUUUGUCCUUCUCCUUCCACCAAACCAGGAGACUAUGGAGGCACGGCUCACAGCCGCCGGGGAACGCGAAGACGCCGUCAAGGCCACAGGAGCCGCUGUCGCUCCUUAUCUCGCCGAGGGAUCCAUACUCAAGGAAGGGUUCGACGAGGUGCUCGUGAAUGAGAAACUCGACGCCACAUUCAAGGCCUUGGAGACGUUUAUUUACGGAGCCGAGCAGGGAGUGUCGGAGCCGGAGAAAACGGACGAGAAGCCGACUGAGGAGACGGAGGCGCAGACAGAACACAAGCUGAGCGAGGAUGCGCCUGCAGCCGCGGCAGACAAGAACGAAGAUGAUGCUGUCAUGGCUGACGCGGCGCCGGCAGCCGAAGACCCAGACAAGGCACAAGAAGGUUUGGGGGAGUUCAAGCCUUCGGCUGCGACGUAA